Molecule: messenger RNA, 1188 nt
Organism: Solanum pennellii
Lineage: Eukaryota; Viridiplantae; Streptophyta; Magnoliopsida; Solanales; Solanaceae
Product: transport and Golgi organization 2 homolog
Exons: 5
Coding region: 45-863 (272 amino acids)
Source: RefSeq, a predicted model, not a curated record
UUUUAGAAUAGAAUCGAAGCAUUUGGCGAAAAAAAAGAAAAAGCAUGUGUAUAGCGGUGUUCAUAUGGAAAGCGCAUCCGUUGUAUCCCUUCCUUCUCUUCCUCAACAGAGAUGAAUACCACAAUCGUCCAACGAAACCAUUGUCAUGGUGGGAAGAUAGUGAUAUACUUGGUGGGAGGGAUGAAGUUGCUGGUGGGACUUGGUUGGCUUGUACUCGCACUGGAAGACUUGCUUUUCUUACUAAUGUUCGAGAAAUCCAUUCAAAUUCACAUACCAAAAGUAGGGGAGACCUUCCUCUUCGAUUCUUAAAGAGUGUGAAGAGCCCUCGUGAUUUUUCAGAGCAACUAUUGAUAGAAGCAGGUGAAUAUAAUGGGUUUAAUUUGAUAGUAGCUGAUCUUUGUUCAAUGACUAUGCUUUAUAUAACUAACCGACCGAAACACACCGGUAUGUCCGUCACUGAGGUUUCACCCGGUAUUCAUGUUUUAUCAAAUGCAUCACUAGACUCUCCAUGGCCUAAGUCUCAACGGCUGGAGUGCAGUUUCAAGCAAUUAUUGGAUGAAUAUGGCGAAUCAGAAAUUCCAAUAGGGCAGGCAGCUGAAAGAAUAAUGAGAGACGUGGCUAAAGAAGAUAGUAACCUGCCAGGCAUCUAUUCCCCCGAGUGUGAGUACCAGUUGAGCUCCAUAUUUGUUGACACUGAAAUGUCCAUGGGACGUUUUUGCACAAGAAGCACUUCUUCACUGGCAGUGAGAAGUUCUGGUGACGCAACCUUUUAUGAAGUGUAUCUUGAGAAGGAUAUAUGGAAGGAGCAGCAGAUAACCUUUGUAAUUGAGAAAAUGAUAGAUGGUGUUGUUUCUACGUCCUAAAGCGUUCUUAGAACAUGAACUACCAAGAUGCAGACAAGUCAAUGUUUGUGAUCUUUCCCAUGGACAAAGCACAGAAUUAUCUUGCUGUCUUAAUCUCUGCAUAAUCAAAUACUAUUUUAGUUAUCCUGUUGUUGAAUUUCAUUUUAUUGCUCCAGGACCUCCUUGCAGUGGUUCUGCUUAUUAAGAGGUACCAUAUAUAUUAGUGUGUAUCUAAAUCUUAGUUGCUGGCAUUAGAAUAAGCUGUGUUGUAUAUAAUAUAAAUGCAGGCACUGAUACUGAUUUAUGAAAAUCAUAUAUAAAGAAUGGUCAUAACUCAUAACUUCCA